AUGCCAAAGCUAGUUCUAGUCAGACACGGUCAAUCAGAAUGGAAUGAAUUGAACUUGUUCACUGGUUGGGUGGACGUCACUUUGUCUGCCAAGGGUGAACAAGAAGCUGCUAGAGCCGGUGAAUUGUUGAAGGAACACAAUGUUAAGCCAGACAUCUUGUUUACCUCUAUGUUGACUAGAGCAAUCCAAACUGCCAACAUUGCUUUGUUGAAGGCUGAAAGAAGCUGGAUUCCUGUGCAAAGAUCUUGGAGAUUGAAUGAAAGACAUUACGGUGACUUGCAAGGUAAGGACAAGGCUGAAACCUUGGCUAAGUUCGGUGAAGAAAAGUUCAACACCUACAGAAGAUCAUUCGAUGUCCCACCUCCAGUCAUUGCUGAGGACUCUAAGUACUCUCAAAAGGGUGACGAAAGAUACGCUGACGUUGAUCCAAAUGUUUUGCCUCAAACCGAGUCUUUGGCUCUUGUAAUUGAUAGAAUGUUGCCAUACUGGCAAGACUCCAUUGCCAAGGAGUUGUUGAGCGGUAAGACUGUUAUGGUGGCUGCUCACGGUAACUCCUUGAGAGCUUUGGUUAAGCACUUGGAAGGUAUUUCAGACAGCGACAUUGCUGGUUUGAACAUCCCAACUGGUAUUCCAUUGGUUUUUGAAUUGGACGAAAACUUGAAGCCAAUUAAGCCAUCUUACUACUUGGACCCUGAAGCUGCUGCUGCUGGUGCUGCAGCUGUUGCCAACCAAGGUAAAAAAUAA
Eremothecium sinecaudum is the source of this 744-nucleotide messenger RNA. RefSeq names its product phosphoglycerate mutase GPM1 (gene GPM1). The transcript has a single exon. The coding region runs from base 1 to 744 and encodes 247 amino acids. The record is from RefSeq and is a predicted model, not a curated record. Gene Ontology annotation, biological process: glycolytic process. NCBI's taxonomy places the organism in Eukaryota, Fungi, Ascomycota, Saccharomycetes, Saccharomycetales, Saccharomycetaceae. Gene Ontology annotation, molecular function: intramolecular phosphotransferase activity.